AAGAAAAAUUAAAAAAAGGAAAAAAAAGAAAAUGAUUCAUCGCCAUCGUCCUCAACCUCAUGAUCCCCCUCAAGCUCAGAGAAAUCUCUCCCUCUCAACGUAGCCGCUUCCGUCUCUCUCAACACUGCGUCUCUCAUGACUCAACAGUCGCGUCUCUCUCAAUUUCACUCACACCCAAAACCCCUUAAUCGCAUUUCAGUAAAGUCUCUAUCAACAAACACACGAAAAUGAUAAAAGGAAAAAAGGGAGAAUUCUCACAAAGUGUCACGGCGGCGAUGAAAGGCGUGAAGAAGUUGGCCUCCCAAUCCAGGGUUUCAAAAAAUGCUUUUGGGUUCCAAAAGAGUAACUCUGCAGAGCAAUUUGGACGCUCAGAAAUUGGAUUGACCCCUUUGAUGUAUGGAUUUGUAACAGUGAAAAAAAGAUGGAGCAUUCUUGGACAUAGGAAAUUGGCUGUUCAGCAAUGCUGGCUGCUUCAACACAUGUAUCUUGGUUUGUGCAUUGUUGCAAGAAGGUCCAUUUGUUGCAGACUGAUGUUGCUGCAGGUUGUGGACAUGGUUGAAGGAUAUUGUUACUGUCACGGUUGUUCUUCCGGCAGAUGGAGGAGUUCUUGAAGGACACAAUAGCUGAUUUCAAUUGGUCUUUACGACGUUCCAAAGCCACAACUAUCGGAGCCAUCAUUGCAGAAUAACGAGCAGAGUUUAUCCUUCUCUUCUCAUUGUGACUGAGUGUAGCAUUUUCUGCAAUUCUUGCAGCCUCCUCUUUAAGAACAUUUAUUCGCCUCAUCACAUCUGUGUGAAGAUCCUGAAGAGUACCGGGCCAUAAUUCCUCCCAGAGAACAGUAACAUUUCCAAGUUCAUUUAUCAUCAGUUGCACGUCCUAAACUAAUUGAGGGUAAAUCUCUCUCGGACAACCCAGCACAUGAUGAAGCUCUUCUGAAGGCUUCUCUUCAUAAGCAUUAACAUCAACUAGAGUUGGGUAAACUAUAAAACAAGGAGAGUUCUUGGCCAGCAUGAUCAGUAAACCCUCCAACUGCUUCCGAAACAAUUGUUCAGGAUGAGAGCUCAAGCGUGCAAACAGUUGAGGAGUAACUUCCUGCCAUGGCAACAAAGGAACAACCAAAAGAGAAGAUGCAAGCUUAUCUUUCAGUUCCACGCCAUACAAAGUAGCCCUCAGAGUGUAGUUGCCAGUUUUUUUUUUUUGCUUGAAAGUGUCAUUUUCAGAGCCAGGCAUGUGACUAUGGCCAAGAUGAGAAGAAGAAUAAGAAAAAUAUUGUAUGUAACCAUGAGCAGCAUGUCCAAAUAGGGACACUCUUCUUUUCCUCAAAGACCACCAAAUAUCUACAAAAUCAUCCAAUGUAGGUGCUAUGUCAGAUUCUCCCAGCCCAAAGUUUGCAUUUAACAAACAAACCCUUAAUUGAGAAGAUACAGUAGCUAAAAGACGUUCUCCACCAGAGGUUUCUGCACCCGGUGCCCCUGCAACGGUUUCAAUAAUAUUUACAACAUGUGAAACCAAUUUCGGCAGAGGAUUGUUAGUACUUGAGUGCUCUGCAGAAUCAUGCAAAGAGCUUUCUUCUUCCUGUUCAUCUCUGAAACCUUCCACAUCAAUAUUGUCCUGAAGAAGACACAAAAGCAAUGACUUGAUUCGUAGAACUUCAUCCUUGGUCAAUCUGAACCUCUCAGGUAAAAUUUCUGGAACGAGUAUGGGAGAAAAUAAACAAGAAUCCAUGGAAGUCUCAUUCUGAACAGGGAGUGAGCCUCCAGCUUGCUUAAAGCACCAAGAAGCAUAGGAAAUCCACGACUUGCCCAAGGUGGGGCAAAUACGAGAAGACAGUUUUGUUGUUGUUCCAAUAAUCUCCUCGGUAAUAGAACCCAAAUUUUGUUUACAGUUUAUAUUUUUACUAUUGCCGUCCUUGCCAAUUGAAGUUGGUCCAGUCAUAUCAAAAUCUGCUAACAUCUUUGGAACAGUACUCUCUAGAUUCCAAUCUGAAUAACCCCGCCUUAGCCAACUAGCGAGUUUCAAGCAUGCUUUGGCCUUCAGAAUUCUCUCUUCCACAUCAAAUAUUCUAGAUGUUGCAGAAAUCAUAAAAGGACAUAAAAAAGACCAAAGGUUUGUGAAAGCAUCUUCAAAUUUAUUUUCAGCAUACUGCAGUAAAAUGCUCUCGAAUUGCAAAUUUAACAGAAGAAGAUUGUGAUGUUUCUCCUCUGGGCAAGCAGAUAUGUUAGUAGCUAUGAUGAUGCAUUGGUUUAGACGCCACGAUCUGCCGUUGAUUUUUGCUUCUGUUGUGAAAAUGCAGGUUUCCGUGUUGCUUUGGUCAUUGCAAUUUGUAUACAAAGGAUAGGAAGAUCGUGCAUUGGUGGUCGCAUAAAACUUACACUGACUUGUAUGACUCGGUCUGGAACAAUGCCACUUAAGGCCUCUCUUUUUUUAACACCAAACUCUCCAUCUCUAGGAAAUGAUUCCUGCCCAAAGUCAAGGGAUGAAAUGUUGGACAAAGCAUGUAAAUUAAAUUGGUAAUCCACAUUAGCGGCGGAACUUCCGGGUUGGUUUGAACGUUUCUGAUCAAAUGAUUCUUGGCAAGUAACAUCAUCCAGAGACAAGUAAUAUGGUUCUGAACAUGACGCUUGAUUAGAUUCUUCAUUUGCAAUGUACUCUCCUCCAUUUUGCAUAACAACAAUUCUCAACUCUCUGCCAGACGGAAAGUUAUCAGCGUUAGCUGAUUCCUGGCUACACUGUGAAACUUCCUCACCUUCAGUCCCCCUAGGACCAUUAUCAUCUACACUAAACUGCAACCUUGCACAGGAUGAAGCAAUAGGUUGAUUUGGACUUCCAACAAGUUGUACAUUGAGCAAGCAAGCCCAACGCUAAGUAAGAAUCUAAUUUCUUUUUGACAGAGUUUGUGAUGAAUUGUUGCAAACAUGUUGUGGUCUGCAGGUUUCAUGGAUCUAUUAUUAUGCUGCGGUCAACCAAGAACUUGCGUAAAUGAAGUGCAAUAAGUUCAACUGCCUUGUGAACUCCAGCAGAUUCCCCUUGUAUCUUAACAAUACUAUCGUCCCGCAGAGCGAAAAUUGGCAGGUGUUCUGAACCAAGAAUGCGUAUGCUGCAACCUGUAGCAUCUUGAAAAGUUUUUAUAGUGGCCCCCUGCUUCCAAAUCAAACUUCCUGCUUGAGUAUCAGCCACCAGAAGCCUCAUAACACCUGGGCGUCCUGCACCUGAUGCGUUAUCUGCAGGCUCACGGUCCACAUUGCAAACUUGUUUAUGAACCCUUAGCAAACCCUCCACAGCAGGUGGUAUGGGGCGAUCUGGCUCUUCUUUUGCAGAAACCAUUACCGACCAAAUUCUGAAGUUACCAGGUAUACAGUGAAACAGUGAAAGCUUCUUGCCACCAUAGGCUGCACAGACUUCAGUGAGUGCCUUAAUACCUUUAAGGGUUGCCAAGGCAGAGUCUGCAGCACCAAAUUUAGGUAGACUAUCCUUUUUUUUCAAAUUUUUAAAUGGCCCUGCUGAAGGUUCCAGAGAAAGAAAGUCUGCCAGUGGGGAUAUAUCAGAGUUAGACAACAGCGCUCAGUUGCUUCGCUGCCAGAUUAACAACAACACUAGAAAGCUAAUUUGCAACUUGUGCAGCAGAAGCAAUAUUUGCAUUAUUGAUUAAAGCCUUCACUUUAUCACUUUUUGGUUGACUUUGGUCAAUGUUCAUUUUUGUAUUUUUCUUGUAUGGAAUCAUAUGUAAUGAAAUAAAAUUGAAAUGGAUUAACAAAA
This is a messenger RNA of Lathyrus oleraceus (garden pea), 3756 nucleotides long. RefSeq lists its product as uncharacterized. The transcript has 4 exons. Lineage: Eukaryota; Viridiplantae; Streptophyta; Magnoliopsida; Fabales; Fabaceae. The record is from RefSeq and is a predicted model, not a curated record. The coding region runs from base 228 to 611 and encodes 127 amino acids.